CAGCUGGAGAUGCCACCACAUGCCUUUGGCAGAACGGCUCAGAGAAAACCAGGCAGUGGACUGUGCUGCCCACCCUUAGGCUGUGAGGCACAGCCGUGGAAACAGGAGGAUUAAAAAGCCUCUCAAUUUAAAGAGACAAGGGGGAGGGGAGCGCGGGCUGCACAGUUUAUAAAUAGACAUUGCUCCAGGCUGCCUGAUGAUGAAGUGGCUGUUUGGUAAAUUUUUCUUUUUUCAGGAUGCCAUUAUCAGAGACCGUUCCAAACACCAGGUUCGCUUAGUGGUCCGGGUGGGUUUCAUCAAAUCUUGGGCUGUAUUUCUGCCAGUUUUAGGGGCAGGCCUUUAAUAUUUCAAGUCACAUUCCCAUGGAGCACAGAGAUGGUGAUGAUGAUGAUGAUGAUGUGUCUUUUGCAAAGUGGAUGAGCAGCUUCUGGGGUCACAGCUGGAGAGACAAGGAUGAACGAGGACUCCGGGACCACCACCGACCACAAGAAAUAAGCUCCAGGAAGGCUUCUCUGCCCUGCCCAUUUCCUGCAUUUCCCGGCGUUACAUCACCUGACUGCCACCCCAGACGACAUUCCCAUGAGGACCAGGGAUCCAGAAGCCAACUUUCCACGCGGUAUCACAGAAAACACUCAGUGGAUGGGCCAUUCAAGGAGCCAACGGACUCACGAAGAGGAACUCAGUUCAAAAUGCAGGGAUUUUCAGAAUCCUUUGAGCAACACCUGUGCCUUCAGAGCAAGCACUCUCCCGCUGCGGGACCCAAAGGGAGGAAAGAGAGAAACGAAAGACAUUGUCUAGAGACCGACAUGAGAUCCUACAAGAAAGUGGAGGACAGAAGAAGCUCGAUGAAGGAAGCACACGGAGAUGCACCCAUGGCUCCCCUGAUGGAAAAGGCACCAGAGUGAUGCUCUGACAGAUGCCACUGGUUGUUCUGAGACCCUGCUCUUCCUGCAGAACGGCAGCUGGACAGAGUGUCUGCAGAUGUUGAGACUGAAGUGGCCAGUUGCAAUGGCUGUUUCUCACAAUGGCUUGUGUCACACUCCAGCAUCUUACUAGAGUGUGCAAUCUUCAUUUUAUGUCCUUCCAUAAUAAGAAAAAAAAAUAAAGUCAUUUGAAUAGAAAA
Acomys russatus (golden spiny mouse) is the source of this 1123-nucleotide messenger RNA. It is a transcript of the gene Lnp1, whose product is annotated as leukemia NUP98 fusion partner 1. The coding region runs from base 363 to 905 and encodes 180 amino acids. The transcript has 3 exons. The record is from RefSeq and is a predicted model, not a curated record. NCBI's taxonomy places the organism in Eukaryota, Metazoa, Chordata, Mammalia, Rodentia, Muridae.